AUGCGUGAUUUAGGACUCGGUUACGUAACUAUUGAUGCUUGUGUAAAUGAUUGUGUGCUAUUUUGGAAGGAAAAUGAAAAUCUUGACACGUGUCCAACUUGUAACGCCCCUAGAUGGAAAUUAGGUUUCGGAAAACGCAAGAAGGUUGCUCAAAAAAUUCUUAGACACUUCCCUUUAGUACCUAGACUUCAGAGGUUAUUUAUGUCUAAAGAUAUUGGUGAAAAUAUGAGGUGGCAUAAGGAGAAAUGUGUAGAUGAUGAUACGAUUAGACAUCCAGCUGAUGCUACGGAAUGGAAAGAUUUUGACCAGAAAUAUGCUUGGUUUGGCAAAGAUGCUCGUAACGUGCGACUUGGGCUUGCUAGUGAUGGAUUUAACCCUUUUGGAAAUAUGAGCACGAGUUAUAGCAUGUGGCCGGUGAUUGUGACGCCAUAUAACUUACCACCAUGGAAAUGCAUGAAGGAGAAUUUUUUGAUGCUAUCUUUGCUUAUUCCUGGUAAGGAAUCUCCCGGAAAUAAUAUCGAUGUAUAUUUAAGGCCAUUAAUUGAUGAGUUAAAAGAGUUAUGGGAGACCGGUGUGACAACAUAUGAUGCAUAUAGCGGUAAGAAUUUUCAAUUACAUGCUGCAUUAUUAUGGACAAUAAAUGACUUUCCAGCAUAUGGAAUGUUAUCUGGAUGGAGCACAAAAGGAAAAUUGGCAUGUCCUGUGUGUAAUAAGUGGACGUGUUCGCUAACAUUAAAAAAUGGAGUGAAGCAAUGUUACAUGGGUCAUCGGAGAUAUUUACAUGCCCAACAUUCUUGGAGAAAAAGCAGAAAAUUUGAUGGCAAACCAGAGCACGGGUCAAAGCCUGAAGAGUUGUCAGGAGAUGAAGUUCUAAGGCAAUUAGAUUUGCUUCCAAAAAGCCUUGUUUUUGGGAAGACACCUAACCAAAAAAAGCGUGCACGUGGUCCUGAAGAGCUCAAUUGGACAAAGAGAAGUAUAUUCUUUGAAUUGCCUUACUGGAAAACAUUAAAAUUACGUCAUAAUUUAGAUGUAAUGCAUAUUGAGAAGAAUAUAUGUGAAAAUAUAUUGGGUACGUUGAUGAAUAUUGAUGGAAAAUCUAAGGAUAACAUUAAGGCUCGAAUGGAUUUAGAAGCAAUGGGUAUAAGAAAAGAGUUACAUUUACAGCAAAAGGGAAAUAAAUUUUUUAUGCCACUUGCUUGUUAUACAUUACCGAAGCCUGAAAGGAGAAAGUUUUGCGAAUGGUUGCAGUCAAUCCGGUUGCCAGACGGAUAUGCUUCCAAUCUUUCUCGAUGUGUAAGUGUUCAGGACUGCAAAGUUAUGGGGAUGAAAAGCCAUGAUUAUCAUAUAUUCUUGCAACGGUUACUUCCAGCAUCAAUUUGUGGGUCUUUGCGUAGUGAGGUUUACACUGCAUUAUCAGAGUUGAGCUCCUUCUUUAAGGAGCUUUGUUCGAAGACUUUAAAAAGAUCUACAGUUAAAAAGUUGCAGAGCGAUAUCAUUUUGAUAAUAUGUAAACUUGAGAUGAUAUAUCCUCCAUCUUUUUUCGUGGUAAUGAUGCAUUUGGCAAUUCAUCUGCCACGUGAAGUAGAAUUAGGAGGCCCUGUUCACUAUAGGUGGAUGUACUUUAUUGAGAGGUUCUUACGUACUUUGAAAAAUUAUGUACGUAACUUAGCUCGACCGGAGGGUUCAAUUGCUGAAGCGUAUAUCACUAAAGAAUGUUUGAACUUUUGUUCACUGUAUUUUCAUGGUGUUGAGACAAUAUAUAAUCGCGUUGAGAGAAAUAAUUUUCCUGUGCAAAUAGGAGUGGAAAAUGGAUUUUCCAUAUUUUCAAACAAUGCAAGACCUUUAGGAGCUACAGAAUAUAAAACGUUAUCCCAUUCUGAUUUUGAAAAAUUGCAGUGGUAUGUGCUUAACAAUUGUGAGGAUGUUGAUGAAUAUCUUAAGAUUCACAUUGAAGAAUUACAAAAGGAAAGUGUUAUAGAUGUGCAAAAAGACACCAGGCAGGAUUUGCCAGUUGGUUCAAGGAGUGUGUUGGACGCUUACGUGCUACUGGUUUGGUUGCAGCAACAGAUCAUAUAUAUGCGUUGGGAUUAGGUCCUGAUAUACGAAUUGCUAGGUACAAUGGGAUAAUUGUCA
This is a messenger RNA of Mercurialis annua (annual mercury), 2133 nucleotides long. RefSeq lists its product as uncharacterized. The coding region runs from base 1 to 2091 and encodes 696 amino acids. The transcript is spliced from 4 exons. The record is from RefSeq and is a predicted model, not a curated record. NCBI's taxonomy places the organism in Eukaryota, Viridiplantae, Streptophyta, Magnoliopsida, Malpighiales, Euphorbiaceae.